Messenger RNA from Rodentolepis nana, 1512 nucleotides. Lineage: Eukaryota; Metazoa; Platyhelminthes; Cestoda; Cyclophyllidea; Hymenolepididae. The record is from the annotation of a GenBank genome assembly.
AUGCUAAUAGCAUUCGUCGUGGGUCUGACGAAUCUCUAUUGGUACUUCUCUCGAAUGAUUGUCUCGGUGGAUACUAAAAAUGUGGCUCCUUCUACCACGUAUGCAACCGUGCGAUACGCUAGUACCGUUCCUGCAUUUCAAAGCUCAACAGCGACAUUCCACACUCUUUUCUGGGCCCUCUUUGGAAUGUCUUCGUUCAAUGUGACAUCGGUGGAGGAAGAGCUUGCAAGCGUCUACCCCGGUCACGAACAUCUUCGAGUUAACAACGCUGCCUUCAUGAUUUCCAGUCUGGGAUCAGUGCUCUAUGCCAUCUACAACGCUUGCAUGAUCAUUAUUCUGCUCAAUAUGCUCAUUGCUAUGAUGAGUAAAUCAUUCGAUGAGAUUCAGGGUGACCGUCUAGAGGAAUGGAAAUUUGCACGGGCCAACCUUUGGUUGGUGUAUAUCGAGCACGAAGGUGUUCUACCCACUCCCCUGAAUCUUCUUCCCUCUCGGGUUGCCAUCACGAAACUAGCUAAAAGAAUCAACAAUGCUCUUCUCUCCUGCCGGGCUAACUAUUCCGGUCGGACAAAAUUUGACAACUGUGAUGGUGAGGAAUACCAUGAUGAUCGUAAUGGUGGAGACCUCAAAGGCACGGAGAUGAAUAUGAUGCACAUGACAAAAAUCAAUUCAAAAAGAGGUGGUGGUAGCAUUCCCGGUAGAUCACCAAUCACCAAGAAGAAGAAGGAGGACUUUGAAACCCACCUCAUACGAGUAAAGUGCAAUAUUAUGCGACGAUAUCUCUUUCAACUUCAAAAGCACAAGGAAGCAGAGAAUAAAUCUGGAGAUUUAGCUAUGCUUAAUAUUCAGAGACAACAACAACAACAGCAACAGGAAUUCCGGGCAACUCCUCUGAGCCCAUCCUCGGUAACAAACCAUCGUACAUCCAUUACUGAGGGUGACCAAUCUGGUGUUCCCUCAGCUUUCGCUCAUCGAUCUGAAGGUGUGAGUAUACGAGAAUCAGCUGAGACUCCAUCAAAUUACUCCCAGGCAACUAAUAAAGAAGAUUCUAAUAGGGAUUCUCAUCUGAAAGAGCCACCAUUCUCCAGAACACUUGCCAAGGGAUAUACUCGUGGCCUUAGUUCACUACUAAUGCCUCCAUCCGUCCGCAGAAAGUUGGAAGCAGUUGCAGAGGUUCAGAAACAAUCAAAAUCUACCGUUUCGGUACAAGAAGCCGAGGAUGCUGCCAGGUAUCUCGUCUUUGAGUCGGCUCGUAGAGGAAUUGAGCUCUCAGAGACUAUGGCAUUCGCUCCGCAAAAAUUAAUUGGAUCAGGGAAAGGCUAUGAUCCUGGUAGCUUUGAUAGUCAAUUCACUGCCAGAACUGAAAAGCCACUGAAACACACGCAUCUUCGCGAAUUGUACAAGGUAGAACAAGAGAUGCACGACAUGUCUGAUGCCUUAUCUUCUGUCUCCUUCACAAACUCGACAAUGUCGGAGGUUGAUGAGCUUGAGGUUCUGCCAUUCGACAAUUCUUAA